CAGGAAUUCAAAUUAGGUCAGGUUAGGUAGAUAGCGUUAAGGUGUCGCGAGUUGUGAUGAGGUGGCGAUAGAUAUCAUGGAACUCAUCCCUUUUACUGUGUUUUUCUGCGGCCUGCUAACUCUAGGCAGUGCCCUGCAGUGUUAUGUGUGCCAUAGUCAACCAGAUAACAAAGACAAGUGCAUUAAGACAACCAAACAGUGUACCGAAGACAAAGAUGCCUGCUCAACCAAGAUAUCUUGGAGACAACCGCCAUAUUGGAUCCCCAGAGCAGAGAGAAUCCAUAUGAUAGACAAAGACUGCACUACAAGGAGUGACUGUGAGGCAACGCGUUCUAUGCUUGGCAAGACACUGCGAUGCAAGCGCUACUGGUACAGGGACUGGGAUUGUGUAGAAUGCUGCCAGGGAGAUCUGUGUAAUUACUAUGCGACUCUAUCAGGAAGUUUACACAAGCCAAGCCUCAUUCUUGUUGCCAUGACAGCGUUUGUGAUAUUCCUCCUUCACCUGCGAUAACAGUGUCAGCAUACAUGUAUAGUAGUUGGUUAUCUUGAGUUUCAUUUCAUUCUAAUAUUUGCUGCAACUUUUGCCAUCUGACAUUCUACAUGAAGUUCAGUUGUAAACUAGUGAAUUUCACAAGCUUGUCGUGUUUUCACUUAUUGUCACGGCUUUUACAAAUACAUUUUGUAAUAAGCAGAAGCGUACAUUAUUUUUUUUUCGCAUAUAGAGAGUAAAUAUUUGACUUUUUGGUUGGCUGUGCUGAAAUUUCCGUAUAUUCAUUUCAAUGCAAGGAUAAUUCAUAAUGUUUGUAGAUCUUGUACAUACAUAAUACAUACAUGUAUAUGAGACUUCCAAGGCAUCUCUCUGUAUAUUUACAUUUUACAUAUUGAAUAGCAUAUAUUUUUAUACCUCCAGUAACAAAGUGUUAUAUCAUUGUACGACCGAUUCUGAUCAGCCAAAUAAAAAAAAAGUGUAAAAUCUUUGUAAGUUUAUACGUAUUCAGCGAAGCAUUUCACUGAUUAGAAUUUUAUUGUUUUUGAACUAGAAUAGAUCAUUUGCUCUGUACAUACUGAUAUCCAUUGGUUGUGUUCUAAGCACGAUAUAGUUUGUAUCAUCAGUCUGAAUGGACUUUCAACUGAGGUUUUGGUGGCAGAGUGGUUAAGGAGCUAGCCUGUCAAUCCUUAGUUCACCCAACACAUGGAUUUAAUACCAAUCUUGGACGCAGAAUUUCACUUCUUUAGUAGUUUUGUGGGGGCUUAGUGGCUAUAAGUGGUCAACCGUGCACAUACUGUAUGCCACUUUCCUGGCUUAAUUCCAGUGUAUGACAUAUAUCAUAUGUGGAGGAGUUUGUCAGUAAACUGGCCAAAGGUUGAUGGUUUUUCUAAGCAAUCCGGGUUCCUCCAACCACAAAAUGGGUUGUGAUUGUAGAAGUGAAAGAGAAAAUGACGUUAUACAACAAUAGAAUGAGAGAAAAAUUAAUAUGUCAGCCUCAUAGCAUUUAUAUCAGAUACGGUGGAUGGGUGGUGUAUUGCCCCAGUUCAGAUGGCAAGUCCUUCACCAGUGAGGUUGUAUGGUUGACACUUGUUGGUUCCUGUUAGGUACCAGACAAGGUGUGGUUGUCUCCCCUAUGUUUGGGGAUUUCUCCAAAGGUCUGUACGAGGUUUCCCCCCAGCCGCCCAUUGACCUAACAGCCAUCGUAUAAAUGAAAUGUUAUCAUUUUAUGAAAUAUAUUAUUAUAAUUAAUUCCUGCCAUGAAAGGACAGAAGCAAAUAAUCUCUGGUAGUUCAUUUGUAAAUAUUCAUGUCCAAGGAAAAAUUAUUGAAGAAUUUUUUAUUCUCUUUAUUAGCAUUGUAUGUACAUAUUCUUUUUAUAAAUAAAGUCAUUUUAGUGA
Liolophura sinensis is the source of this 1886-nucleotide messenger RNA. RefSeq names its product UPAR/Ly6 domain-containing protein cold-like. The transcript is spliced from 4 exons. The coding region runs from base 77 to 511 and encodes 144 amino acids. NCBI's taxonomy places the organism in Eukaryota, Metazoa, Mollusca, Polyplacophora, Chitonida, Chitonidae. The record is from RefSeq and is a predicted model, not a curated record.